Messenger RNA from Cucumis sativus (cucumber), 1002 nucleotides. RefSeq lists its product as hypothetical. The transcript has 2 exons. The record is from RefSeq and is a predicted model, not a curated record. The coding region runs from base 111 to 830 and encodes 239 amino acids. NCBI's taxonomy places the organism in Eukaryota, Viridiplantae, Streptophyta, Magnoliopsida, Cucurbitales, Cucurbitaceae.
AAAUAAUAAUAAUAAUAACAAUAACAUUAGUAUAGUAGUUAUUAUUAUUAUUAUUAUUAUUGAAGAGAUAGAUCAAAUAAUUAUAAAUUGAAAAAAAAAGAAAGAAAGAGAUGAGGGGAGAAUGGAGAAGCUGUUAUUUGGACAUAAUAUUGGUUCCAUUAGGGUUCUUAAUAAGCAGUGGAUAUCAUGCAUGGCUUUGGCAUAGAGUUCGAACUCAGCCUUUCACUACUCUCAUUGGUAUCAACACUAAUGCUAGACGUUUUUGGAUCUCUUCCAUUUUACAGGAUAAUGAGAAGAAAAACAUCCUAGCCGUCCAAUCACUAAGGAACACGAUAAUGGGAUGCACCCUAAUGGCGACCACUUCAAUUCUCCUGUGUACGGGGUUAGCGGCAGUAUUAAGUAGCACAUACAGCAUAAAGAAGCCCUUGAACGACGCUGUUUAUGGCGCACACGGCGAUUUCAUGUUAGGCCUUAAAUACGUUACUUUACUAACUCUCUUCCUCUUCUCUUUCUUUUGCCAUUCCCUCUCCAUCAGAUUCAUCAAUCAGGUCAAUAUUCUCAUCAACAUUCCUCCAGGCGCUGCCUCCAUAACCACCGAUUACAUCUCUGAUCUCCUUGAUAAAGGAUUUAUUCUCAACACCGUCGGCAACCGCCUCUUCUACGCCGCCCUCCCUAUGCUCCUCUGGAUUUUUGGCCCUGUUUUGGUCUUCGUUUGCUCUGUUUCUAUGGUGCCUGUUCUUUAUAAUCUCGACGUCGUUUGUUCCCACACUACUGCAAAACGGAAGACCAUCGUCGCCGGUGGGGGUAAUGGUGAGCUCAGUAAUGUUUAGGAUUUGCUUUUGUUAUGGAUAAUGGAUGUAUGUAAAUUGAAAUAAUUACAAUUUUAUUAGCAGUAUCGACCUAAAGGCUUGGCUCGAUCCCGGUAAAUUACUCGUCCAAUCCUCUUGUUCAAGCUAACUAUAAAACCUUCAUCAAUAAAAUUUUUGCAUUUGUGAUUAUAAA